AUGGAAUCAACACAGCAAUCAUCAGGAGCAUCCAACCAAGCAUCGAACACUAACACGAUGCUUAUGCAGAUCCUGAUUCAACAGCAAACGUUGAUGACGAAACUCAACGAUCAGAUUAACAUCAUCGAGUUCGUCUAUGAUCCGGAACAUGGGUGCACCUUCGAUACGUGGUACUCGCGAUAUACCGAUUUAUUCGACAAAGACGCAGGCAAGUUGGACGAGGCAGCAAAAGUCCGGCUCCUUCUAAGGAAACUGAAUCCAUCAGCACAUGAGCGAUACACUAGCUUUAUUCUUCCGAAAGCGCCAAAGGACUUCACGUUCCAGCAAACCAUCGAGAAGUUAAAAACCAUCUUCGGGGCGACGACCUCCAUCUUCCACAGACGCUACCAGUGUCUGCAAACUUCCAAGGACGAUUCUGACGAUUUUGUUUCAUACUCCUGCAAAGUGAACAAAGCGUGUUGGAACUUCAAGCUGGGUGAUUUGACGGAAGAGCAGUUCAAAACGCUCAUCUUUGUGUGUGGACUGAAAUCACCGAAAGAUUCCGACAUUCGCAUGCGUCUGAUCACCAAGCUGAAUGACAUGGCGGACAUAACCUUGGAAAAAGUCGUCGAAGAGUGUCAGAGCAUGGUUAACCUCAAAAAGGACACCAGCCUCGUGGAAAAACUUUCUUCGUCGGUAGCAGUACAUGCGGUUCAUCAGCAGGGCAGCUCGAGGUUCAAACGGAAGCAGCAAAAACCCAAGCACGAGUUCAAACAGCAGACGUUCGGUAGUGGAUUUAGCAACGAGCAGCCUAAAACACCAUGUUGGUCAUGCGGGGGCAUGCAUUUCUCGAAGGAUUGUCAGUUUCGGGAACAUCAGUGCCGUGACUGCAAGAAAAAGGGACAUAAGGAAGGAUACUGCGCCUGCUUCUCUAAAAAAUCAGCCAACGUCAAGAAGAAUGUAGGAGCGUCCAAAAAGGAAGUGAAUAUCGUUUCCGUCAAAAAUAUCAGCCAGGGGAGGAAGUUUGCCGAGGUCCGGAUGAAUCAUGUUCCGACACGACUACAGAUAGACUCAGCGUCGGAUAUUACUAUCAUAUCCGAGCAACUUUGGAAGCAGAUUGGUCAGCCUCCGGGAGUGCAACCCUCCUGCAGAGCUAAAACCGCUUCUGGAGAACCCCUGGACCUUAUAUUGGAGUUCUGGUGUGACGCGGAAAUUGGCGGCAUUUCGAAACGAGGUUUGUGCCGUGUAGUACCCGCUAAUCUGAGUCUGAAUAUUUUAGGUGCAGACUGGAUUGAAUUGUUUGGGCUGUGGGACAUCCCGUUCAGCUCAUUUUGCCGCAAAGUCAGCGGUUCAUCAUCAAAUGGCGUUCAGGCGCUGCAAUCACAGUUUCCCAAGGUGUUCACCAGCAACUUGGGUCUAUGCAUCAAAACAAGAGUUCGGCUCACACUGAAAGGGGACCCAAAACCAAUUUUCCGUCCUAAACGUCCCGUGGCAUACAGUGUGCAGAAUGCUGUGGAAGACGAAAUUCAGCGUCUACAGAACCUGGGCAUCCACGUUCCUGUCGACCAUUCUGACUGGGCAGCACCAAUCGUGGUUGUGCGCAAACCAAAUAGCACCGUCCGCAUUUGUGCUGACUUCUCCACCGGGCUCAACAACGCUUUAGAGCCGAACCAGUAUCCAUUACCACUACCUGAGGACAUUUUCACGAAAAUGGCAGGCUGCAGGUGGUAUAGCCACAUUGAUUUGUCGGACGCAUACCUCCAGCUGGAAGUCGAUCCCAGAGACCAGCAUUUACUCACCAUCAACACGCAUAAGGGAUUGUUUCGCUACACCCGUAUCACCCCGGGCAUCAAGUCAGCGCCGAUCUCAGCGACCCUCAGCUGCAACAAUACUACCAGCGUAAAGACAGUCUUUCAGUGGUUUCCAACUGCGUGUUGUACGGAGAACGUUCAGUUAUUCCAUCCAAAUUUCGGACCCGUGUUCUCCGUCAACUCCACAAAGGACACCCCGGCGUGGAGCGUAUGA
Messenger RNA from Toxorhynchites rutilus septentrionalis, 2004 nucleotides. RefSeq lists its product as uncharacterized. The record is from RefSeq and is a predicted model, not a curated record. Lineage: Eukaryota; Metazoa; Arthropoda; Insecta; Diptera; Culicidae. The transcript is spliced from 2 exons. Bases 1 to 2004 code for a protein of 667 amino acids.